Aplosporella prunicola CBS 121167 is the source of this 460-nucleotide messenger RNA. RefSeq lists its product as uncharacterized. The transcript has 2 exons. The record is from RefSeq and is a predicted model, not a curated record. The coding region runs from base 116 to 367 and encodes 83 amino acids. Lineage: Eukaryota; Fungi; Ascomycota; Dothideomycetes; Botryosphaeriales; Aplosporellaceae.
GGGCGCGCGUGCGUGCAUGUGCGUGUGCGUGUGCGUCUGUAUGUCGUCGUCGUCAUCGUCAUCGCCAGUGCAUCCCGCGCGGGAUCUGAAGGGAUGGGAGGGGGCGGCCCAAUCCAUGGCCCUUACUUACCUACACCUUACUGCGACGACGAGCCUAUUCCUACGACUGAGCCUACCACGCCCAUGUCUCAUCUGCACGAGCGCCCGCCCCGUUGCCUACCCGUUGCCUCGCCCACCUACCUACUGCUCACAUUCUCGCAACCAGCCUGCCCACGCUGACUUAGCCGCCACAUUCGCACCCUCGCACAUUCGCAACCCCCCUCCAUCCACUCCCACGCGCGCACCCGCUCCUGCACGCGCGCAAUGAAGUAGGUGGCUCAAGGCUCACCCCCCGCCCGCCAGCCAGCCAGCGCAUGCACGCCUAGCUGUCUGGCCCUUGGCCCAGAAACAGGGAAAUCCG